CUCAAUGUUUAUGUGACACAAUUGUCACAUAAAGUACACGCGUCCUAUGUACAACACAAAAAUAUAAACAAGCUGACCUGAGCUCCCUUUGAAAAAACACAACACACCAAGUGUUUAUAAAUCAAACACAAUCUCUUCAUCUGCAAUCCCAGUUCAUACUUACACAUACAUAUAUUUAAGAAACUUCUAGUAAAAGUAUUUCAGCUUCUACAAAAUUCUACAAUUGGCCUUGUAUGUAUACAGUAUAGACACAGAUAUAUUGGUUUAUAUGUGUGUGAAUUAGGGUUUACGAGUUGGAAAUUAGGAGUAAUUAGGGUUUUACGGUUUGGAUGUUAUUGGUGAAUGGCAUUGUUUCGUAGAUUAUUUUACAAGAAGCCACCUGAUGGACUUCUCGAGAUUUCUGAGCGAGUUUAUGUAUUUGAUUGUUGUUUCACAACCGAUACUUGGGAAGCAGAAGAAUAUAAAGAUUAUGUCGGGAAUGUUAUAGGUCAACUAAAAGAUUAUUACCCUGAUGCCUCGAUCUUGGUAUUUAAUUUCCAUGAGCAAGGGACACCGAGCCAAAUUGCUAAGGCUUUGUCUGAGUAUGACAUAACUAUUAUGGACUACCCCAAACAUUACGAAGGGUGUCCACUGCUCCCACUGGAGGUCGUCCACCAUUUCUUAAGAUCGGGUGAGAGUUGGCUAUCACUAGGGAAACAAAAUGUGCUCCUAAUGCACUGUGAACGGGGUGGCUGGCCUGUACUGGUUUUCAUGUUGGCUGCACUCUUAAUUUACAGUAAGCAAUAUUACGGGGAGCAGAAGACCUUGGACAUGGUGUACAAGCAGGCACCUCAGGAGCUUUUGCAGCUCCUCUCACCACUAAAUCCUAUACCUUCUCAGCUAAGGUAUUUGCAAUAUGUAUCAAGGAGAAAUUUAGGGACAGAAUGGCCUCCACUGGACAGGGGACUCACAUUGGAUUGCAUCAUUAUCAGAAUGAUUCCUAAUUUUGACAGGGGAGGAGGUUGCCGCCCAAUAUUUCAUAUAUAUGGACAAGAUCCUUUGGUUCCAUCUGACCGCAAUCCUAAACUUUUAUUCUCAACACCAAAGAGGAGCAAGGCUGUUCGGCACUACAAGCAGGCAGAAUGUGAAUUGGUCAAGAUUGAUAUCCAUUGCCAUGUUCAAGGCGAUGUUGUGCUGGAGUGUAUUAACUUACAUGAUGACAUGGAACGAGAAGAGAUGAUAUUACGUGUCAUGUUCAACACAUCUUUUAUUAGGUCAAACAUUUUAAUGCUUAAUCGGAAUGACGUAGAUAUGAUGUGGAAUGCUAAGGACCAAUUCUCAAAGGACUUCAGAGCAGAGGUUCUUUUCUCAGAGAUGGAUGCUUCUGCGUCUGUAGUCCCUGUAGAUUUGUCUUGUUUUGAAGAAAAAGAUGGUCUCCCAGUGGAGGCAUUUGCAAAAGUUCAAGAGAUCUUCAAUAGUGUUGACUGGUUGGUUCCAAAGAAAGAUGCUACAUUGGAUGCAAUCCAGCAUACAACCAGUUCAGCUAAUAAUUCCCAGAGGAAGGCAGAUGUUGACACUCAUAAAGCUGAAAAUCACGGCAACCGUUUGCCUCAGUUAAGUCCUAAAAUGCAUCACGAUAAGCAACCUAGUCUUAAAUCACGAGGAGAUGGGAAACAGUCUGAGGCCUCACAUAGACCGACUCAAGUCAAAGAUAUAAAUGAAGAUACAGAUCAUGGACUUGAAAAUGCUCCAUCAGCUGUUUCUUCUCCCAGGCAACCUCUGGGGGAGGACUUUGUUUGUAAAACUAAAUCCUCUUCAACGGCACCGCCUCAAUCAACACUAACUGUGAAGGAUCCAGCUAUAGACAUUGGACAGUCUUCAGCUUCUGCUCCUUCUUCAACACUACAUCCUCAGACCCCUCCUUUAAGAGACAAUACACUUAAAAGUGUAAAAUAUGCACAUCCUCCCCCAUCAGACUCAGAAAUUGUUCAACCUUUGAAGGAAAAUAUAGAUAUUAAAACUGGUCCAACUCCAGCGUCAACUCCCUCAAUAAAAUAUAUGCCACCUCCCACCCCGUCCCCACUUCAUCCACAAACUCAAUCUCCUCAUCCAGUCCCUUUGAAAAAUGAUAAGGGUGAAUUUGGGCCUCCCCCUCCCCCUCCCCCUCCGGUACCUGCUUUAAAGAAAGAUCAAACCAUAAAUUCGUCUGUGGCUCCACCACCACCACCUCCUCCUACUCCCCCAUUGAAAGAAGAAUUGUCUUUGAAGGGAAGACCUCGACCUCCACCACCUCCGUCUCCACCUCUUUAUCAUGCACAAGUUGCACAGUCUGUGAAUUCGACAUUGGUUCCCCCACCCCCACCUCCUCCUAGUACCGGUUCUUCAUUCCAUGCUGUAAAUCAACAAGUCCCUCCUCCUCCCCCUAUAAAUCAACAAGCUCCUUCUCUGCCUCCAGGCCCACGACCACUGGUAGCUGCAAAUCCUCAAGCUCCAUCACCUCCUCCUCCGCCGGGGGCUGCAAACCCAGGAACUUCUUCUCCACCGCCCCCUUCUAUACCCCCAUCUCUGGGAAGAGGACGUGGUUUAUCUCGUCCAAUGAAUAUAAGGAACAAUCAGACAAAGAAAUUGAAGCCGUUGCAUUGGUUAAAGCUAACAAGAGCGGUUCAAGGAAGUUUAUGGGCUGAGACACAAAGAUCUGGUGAUGCUACCAAGGGUCCGGAGAUUGAUAUAUCAGAAUUGGAGACUCUGUUCUCUGCAGCAGCUCCCAGUUCAGGUAAAGGUGGUCCAGGGGGUAAAACAAAUUCACGUGUGCCAGUAAACAAGCCUGAAAAAGUGCAGCUGAUUGGCCAUAGACGCGCCUAUAAUUGUGAAAUAAUGCUUUCAAAAGUGAAGAUACCAUUAAACGAGUUGAUGAAAUCAGUGCUAGCAUUUGAUGAUUCGGCACUGGAUGCAGAUCAGGUUGAUAACCUCAUAAAAUUUUGUCCCACCAAAGAGGAGAUAGAAUUGCUUAAGAACUAUAACGGCGAAAAAGAUCGGUUAGGAAAGUGCGAACAGUUCUUCUUCGAAUUAAUGCAAGUACCACGUGCUGAAUCUAAGCUCAGAGUUUUCUCAUUUAAGUUGCAGUUUGAAUCCCAGGUUUUUGACCUGCGGAACAGCUUGGACGUUAUAAAUUCAGCUACAGAACAGAUCAGGAGUUCUUGCAAGUUGAAAAAGGUUAUGCAGACAAUUCUUUCACUUGGAAAUGCUUUGAACCAGGGAACUGCAAGGGGCUCUGCUGUUGGGUUCAGAUUGGAUAGCCUCCUUAAGUUGACUGAAACGCGUGCUCGCAACAACAAGAUGACUCUUAUGCAUUAUCUGUGCAAGGUGCUUGCUGAGAAAUUGCCAGAACUUCUUGAUUUUUCAGAAGAUCUUGGAAGCUUGGAAUCGUCAACAAAGAUACAACUAAAAUAUUUGGCUGAGGAGAUGCAAGCUAUCAGCAAAGGGUUGGAGAAGGUGGUUCAGGAAUUGUCUUUGUCUGAAAGUGAUGGACCCGUGUCAGAAAACUUUCUGAAGGAUUUAAAGGACUUCCUUUGUUUUGCUGAAGGUGAAGUUAGGUCCUUAGCCUCACUUUAUUCUGUGGUGGGAAGAAACGUAGAUGCAUUGAUUCUUUACUUUGGAGAAGAUCCAGCUCGUUGUACAUUUGAGCAAGUUGUCUCAACUCUACUUAACUUUGUGAGGAUGUUCAAUAAAGCCCAUGAGGAAAACUGCAAGCAACAGGAGCUUGACAAGAAAAAAGCAGAGAAGGAAGCAUCCAGUGAAUUAACAAAGUUGAAUGCUUCAUAUAAGGAACCUGAAAUCCAUGUUGUCAGAUAAAAUUUCUGUCACAAUUUGACUUCAGAAAGUCACUUUCCUGUGAUAAGAAACUUAAUCUAUUGCUGGGUGGAGGAAAUUACCUUCUAUGUUGGUGAAAACAGAGGACCUGGAUGGAGUUGAGCAAAGAGGAGUGAAAAUAUUUUGAUGACAAAUGAAACAGAAAGUGUAAAUGUGGAUAUAGAAGUCUGAAGUCGACUAUGUUAACAUGAUGUGGUAGAUUUUUGAUCGAUGAUUGUCGAAAAGGUACUCUCCACUAUCUGCUUUCUGGUGUAAUGUGUGCUUUUAAAGUUUAUGUUUCAGGAUAUUGAGUGUUUCUUUUUAUCCUGUUAAAUGUGAGAACUAGCUAGUCUGAUCUGUUUACUGUAGUAGAUAUGAGGACUUGUCACAGUCUGGUUAGAAAGGCAACUUGUAGAUAUUACUGAUAAGUGUUUCCGUAGGAAAAAUAUAGUGAUACAGAUCUUCUAGAUAUCAAUAUACAACUUUUCCAGA
Daucus carota subsp. sativus is the source of this 4320-nucleotide messenger RNA. RefSeq names its product formin-like protein 17. Bases 343 to 3831 code for a protein of 1162 amino acids. The transcript has 17 exons. Lineage: Eukaryota; Viridiplantae; Streptophyta; Magnoliopsida; Apiales; Apiaceae. The record is from RefSeq and is a predicted model, not a curated record.